UAUUUAUAUUCAGUUCUUCGUUAACCGUUCUUAUCAAUAGGUAGUGAUCCAGUUAAACUAUACAAUUUGUUAAUUUUAUAACGCAGUUUUACUUUAAGGCUUUCAUCCAUUGACGGAUGGUAAACGGAUUGAAAUACAUUUGAAAUCCAUUGAAAUCAACGUAACAUCAAAGCCGACAAUAAACGAUCAUGGCGAACAUAACUGACAGCCACUUCAUUGUGGAAGCCAAAAAUCAGUUUUUCAACUUAUUGGAAAAAGAAUUAGUAUUCGACACCGAAGUCGAUUCGUGGUUUUUAAUGAAAUCGCCGUUGCCAGUGUUUUCCAUUGUAGCAGUCUAUUUAUUGUUCAUUUUAAAAAUCGGUCCAGAUAUGAUGAAGAACCGUGAACCGUUCCGACUCAAACACAUAAUGUUAGUUUACAAUCUUUUUCAAACAACUUAUAAUGCAUUUAUACUGUAUUGGAUAUUUUUUACACCUGGAGGAUUGUCAAGCUUGUGGAAUCAUUCGUGUCAUCCAAUCGAAAGAAGCAAAAAUACAUUCUUAUUAUAUGAGUUGAAUAAAGGUUCGUGGUACUUUUUCAUCUCUAAAGUCAUCGAUUUGUUGGAUACGAUAUUUUUCGUUUUAAGAAAAAAACAGUCCCAAGUUACAUUUUUACAUGUAUACCAUCAUUCAAACAUGGUCAUCACAUGUUGGGCAUAUUUGAGGUUUAUUAAAGGCGAACAAGCAACAUUACCCGGAGGAAUCAAUUCGUUUAUCCACACUAUCAUGUACUUUUAUUAUUUCCUCGCUGCCUUAGGCCCACAAAUGCAACCGUAUUUAUGGUGGAAGAGAUAUUUGACUAGAAUGCAAAUUAUUCAAUUUGUAGUUGUUUUACUCUGGUAUAUAGGACUAGUCUGUUUUAAUUGCGAAUAUCCGAAAAUUUACAUUUAUUACAUGUUUGCAAAUGUAACUCUCUUCCUAUACUUAUUCUCGUUGUUUUACAAAAAAACGUACACCAAAAGCCCGAAAACUGUGAAAUCGAAUUAAAUAUUAAAAAAAAAUACAUAAUUAUUGCAAUAGACGGCCAGUAUGGAUCUAUAAUAUCUAUGCACGAGAGAGUGAUAUGUGUAGUUUUCUAUUUUUACAAAACAUUACAUGUAAAUAUGUUUAGUGUUUGAAAUUUAGUUGCUGUAAAUAAGUAUUAUUUAUUAAUUUAUGACGUAUAUCAAAAAUAAGAUGUAUACUACAUCAAUAAGUGUAAAAGAGUAAAUUAUUAAAUUAUUUUAAAUACAUUAUUACCUAUACUGUUUUUUUUUUAUGAUUUUAGUCUUCAAGGUUAUAAUUAAUAAUAUAAUUUAUUUAUUUUCAAUAUUGUUCAAUGUUUACAUGAAAUAACUAAUAUAAUGCGUAAUACGUGUCAAGUUUAAGACAUGCUAUUUUGCAAUGAACUAAUGAACACUUGUUUAAAUUAUUUAAUUUUAAUAUAAAAGUUAUGUGACUUAGAAAAUUAUACCUAUAAAUAUAUAAUAUUGAUAAACGUUUCAUAUGUAAAUAAUUGAUUUGUAAUCACGGGUGAGUGACAAUCGAGUUGUCCUGGUUCUUCAAAACAGAAAAUAUAUAUUGUAACAUUCGUUAUAUACGCUACAUAUUAUAUAAUAAACACACACUUUAGGAUAAACUAAUACAAAAUAAACACACUUAACACUUUUCGA
Molecule: messenger RNA, 1690 nt
Organism: Rhopalosiphum maidis (corn leaf aphid)
Lineage: Eukaryota; Metazoa; Arthropoda; Insecta; Hemiptera; Aphididae
Product: elongation of very long chain fatty acids protein AAEL008004-like
Exons: 8
Coding region: 189-1025 (278 amino acids)
Biological process (GO): fatty acid elongation, monounsaturated fatty acid; fatty acid elongation, saturated fatty acid; very long-chain fatty acid biosynthetic process
Cellular component (GO): endoplasmic reticulum membrane
Molecular function (GO): fatty acid elongase activity
Source: RefSeq, a predicted model, not a curated record